AUGACAUGCAAUCCAGACUGGGUUGAGAUACAAGAAGAAUUAAAACAAGGACAAGUUCCACAAGAUAGACGAGAUCUUACAGCCAAGAUAUUUCGAGCAAAGUUACAUGAUCUAAAAGAUCAAUUAUUCAAGAAAGGGAUCCUUGGUAAAGUGGCUGCACACGUACAUGUUGUUGAAUUUCAAAAAAGGGGGCUUCCACAUGCACACAUACUGAUAAUUAUGCACAAGGACUUCAAGAUAACAAAUGCUGAUGUUUUUGAUAAAUUUGUAUGUGCAGAAAUUCCAGAUUUUAAUGAAGAUCCAGUUUUAUAUGAGAAAGUUAUGAAACAUAUGAUGCACGGACCCUGUGGAGAUUUGAAUAAACUAAAUGCUUGUAUGAGGAAUGGAGUGUGUAAGAGUCGAUAUCCUCGUUCAUUUAUUGAAAAUACCAUGCAAGGUAAAGAUUCUUACCCUAUUUAUAGACGAAGAAAUACUGGAAUACAAGUUAAGGCAGUAAAGUACCUAUACAAAUAUGUUUAUAAAGGACAUGAUCGUGUGGCUGUUUCUAUAUCACAUGGUAAUGGAGAAUAUUUACUUGAUGAAAUCAAGCAAUAUAGAGAUGCAAGAUGGAUACUUGUUUAUUGUGAGCUUGGUGAUGUUAGAAAGCUAUGGAGUAAUCAUUAUGAAGCAUUGUCUGAAGACAUUAAGAAAACAAGUGCAGAUUCUGAAUAUUAUACAUUAGAAACAAUAAGAAGUGUGAAUUCUUUCUUACAAAGCAUGGGAAAAAGUGACAAAGAUUAUGAUUUGUCCCAACUUAAAGAAAAUUGCAAUCAGUUAAAUGGAAAGCAACCAAGAGAAAUUGUAGAUGAAUUUUCUAUAAAAGUUCCUCCAGAAGAUUAUGAUGCGGCAAAUAAGUUGAAUCCCGAGCAAUACAAUGCAUACAAUGAAAUUCUAAACCAAGUGAAUGAUAGCCAAAGUGGCAUUUUUUUAAUUGAUGGGCUAGGAGGUACAGGAAAGACAUUUUUAUAUCGUGCACUACUUGCAACGAUAAGAUCAAAGAAUCAAAUUGCUCUUCCAACAGCAACCUCAGGGGUAGCAGCUGCAAUAAUGCCAGGAGGUAGGACAGCUCAUUCAAGGUUUAAAAUUCCAAUAAGUAUCGAUGAUUCAAGUGUUUGCAAUUUUUCAAAGCAAAGUGCCACAACUAAGUUAAUAAGAAAAGCAAAACUUAUCAUAUGGGAUGAAGCGCCAAUGGCAAAACGUCAAGCAAUUGAAGCGUUUGAUAGGACAUUGCAGGAUAUAACAAACAACUCAGAACCAUUUGGAGGAAAGGUUGUCAUAUUCGGAGGAGAUUUUAGGCAAGUACUUCCAGUGGUUCCUCGUGGUACGAGAACAGAAACUGUGGAUGCAAGUUUAGUAAUGUCAUAUUUAUGGCCAAAAAUGAAGAAAUUGCAAUUGACAACCAAUAUGAGGGCAAUCAGUGAUUCUUCUUUCAGUGAAUUUCUAUUAUGUGUCGGUAAUGGGGAAGAUCCAACUGAAUAUGAAGAUUUGAUUCACAUAUCAAAUGAAAUGGUCAUAAAAUAUGACGAUGAAAAAAAAUCUGAAGAUGAGUUGAUAAAUGCAAUAUUUCAUGCAUUACAACAGCAUGCAUAUUCGACAGAAUACAUUACACAACGAGCAAUCUUAGCUACAAAGAACGAAACAGUAGACAAAUUAAAUGACAAACUUAUUGAUCUAUUUGCAGGAGAUAGUGUUACAUAUUAUAGCUUUGAUUCAGCAAUUGAUGAUGUAGAAACUCAAUAUCCAGAAGAAUUCCUCAAUUCAUUGGCUCCGAAGGGACUUCCACCUCAUAAAUUAGUUUUGAAGAAGAAUUGUCCAAUAAUGAUUUUAAGGAAUUUGAAUCCUUCACAUGGAGAAUGUAAUGGAACCCGUAUGAAAAUGAAGGAUAUCCUUUCCAUUUGA
Molecule: messenger RNA, 1938 nt
Organism: Macadamia integrifolia
Lineage: Eukaryota; Viridiplantae; Streptophyta; Magnoliopsida; Proteales; Proteaceae
Exons: 4
Coding region: 1-1938 (645 amino acids)
Biological process (GO): telomere maintenance; DNA repair
Molecular function (GO): DNA helicase activity
Source: RefSeq, a predicted model, not a curated record